GAAGGCAGCCUGCAGGCUGCUGCCGGCUGCAGCUCUGGUGGCCGGAGAUAUCGAGCCCCACCCGCCACAUCUAUCAGAUCACCGGAAGGGCGCGCAGAGCACCUGAGCAUACUACCUUGUGUAUAAGGUAUUUAUGAUUACUACCCCAGCAUGCUACAACCUCACUCGAGAAUCGAGACGCACGUUGUACUACUGUUUCCACUCAACUGAACAACUCCUUUCCUCUGAGCCCGCAACAGUUUUACAUACGCCGCCAUGAGCUCCGCUGCGAUUGAGAUGGGUACGCACAUCUCGGUGGGGCAGCUGCAAGGUGCCAGGGUCACGACCAUCGAAGGCACCAACAACGGCCAGGCUAACAACGACAACGCAAAUACCCAAACAGUGAAUGAGUUCUCGCUGCCUCCAACCGACACGGGCAAGGAUGCGUGGCUCUUUCUAGCUGGCUGCUGGGCCGUGGAAGCCUUGGUUUGGGGUAAGUGCUUCCCAAACAAGGGCGUCAUGUACAUCGCCACCCCCUUCGUGAUCGCCCUCUGCCGACUGCGUCCGCGGUGGGCACGGUGGUCCACGCUGGCGGGGCUCGUCGCGGCCUCGCUCAGCAUGGCGGCCAGCUCGUUCUGCACCAGCGUCGACCAGCUGAUCGCCACGCAGGGCGUGCUGUUCGGCAUCGGCGGCUGCUUCGCCUACUGCCCGAGCAUCCUGUACAUCGACGAAUGGUUCGCGCGGCGCAAGGGCAUGGCCUACGGCAUCAUGUGGAGCGCGGCCGGAUUCGGCGGCGUCGUGCUGCCGCUGCUGCUCGAGUUCCUGCUGACGAGCUACGGCUUCCGCACGGCCCUCCGCGUCUGGGCCGUCGUGCUGUUCCUCCUCGCGCUGCCGCUGUCGUGGGUCGUCAAGCCCAGGCUUCCCUUGUCGGCCGCCACGGCUGUCAGCAGGUCCCACUUCAACAUGCGCUAUGUCCUAUCGCGGAGGUUUCUGCUGCACCAACUCGCCAAUGUCGUGCAAGCGACGGGCUAUUUCCUGCCGGGCGUCUAUCUGCCUUCCUAUGCGCACGCCACGUUUGGGGUGUCCACGAUGCUGUCGGCCUUGACCGUGAUACUUGUCAACAUCGCCGCGACCAUGGGAUCGGUCGUCAUGGGCUGGAUGACGGACAAGCUGCCGGUCACGACAUGUCUUGUCCUGUCGGGCAUCGGAGCCAGCCUCGCCGUGCUGCUGCUGUGGGGGCUGACCUCGACAUUGGCUGGCGUGUACGCAUUUUGCAUCGCGUAUGGCCUGUUUGCGGGUUGCUACACAUCGAUCUGGCCGGGGAUCAUGCGCGAAAUUGCAAACCCGAGGGAGUCGGAGGAGAACACGCAUGUGUAUGUCGAUCCGUCCUUGGUGUUUGGAUGGCUGUGUGCCGGCAGGGGGAUCGGGAAUGUGGUGUCUGGGCCGCUGAGCAACUUGCUCAUCCACUCUCGUCCGUGGCUGGGCCAGGCCGUGGCAGGGUAUGGAAGCGGCUACGGGAGCCUGAUUGUCUACACGGGGGUGUCGGCGGUUGUGGGCGGGAGUGCUUUCUUCUGGCGGCGCCUUGGGAUUCUAUAGGAGCAAAUCUGUCGAGGAGUAUUCGGAUGCCGGAUUCAACCUUCUGAGAUCCGGAACAGGCGGCAAGCAGCUCCUUUGAUGCAUGCCCCUGUGCGGUUCGGGACGCCCCGCAUGGUCGAGUUCUGCGAGAUAAAGGGCGCCUUUGCAAGCCUGGGCAAACUCACGCCCAACAACUUUAUCCAGGUCUGGGAUGACCUCGACAGGGUUAGCGAGCAGCUAGAGAUGCUGCGGGAUCCGAAGACCGAUGCAGAGCUGGAGCAGAAAAUGUCUCGAGGCAUUCGUUGACAUUAGAUGGAAGUAGCCCAGAGACAAUGGAGUAUAAUUGGAACGAAUAGUUAUGCG
Chaetomium strumarium is the source of this 1917-nucleotide messenger RNA. Its product is annotated as major facilitator superfamily domain-containing protein. Gene Ontology annotation, cellular component: membrane. Gene Ontology annotation, molecular function: transmembrane transporter activity. Gene Ontology annotation, biological process: transmembrane transport. The record is from RefSeq and is a predicted model, not a curated record. The coding region runs from base 256 to 1575 and encodes 439 amino acids. Lineage: Eukaryota; Fungi; Ascomycota; Sordariomycetes; Sordariales; Chaetomiaceae. The transcript has 2 exons.